AUGCAGAACAACGGGUCGGACCCUGUUAUAGAUCCCGAUGCCGGUUGCGAUGACAUGUUCUUGCCGCAGCACUCGGUCUACCAACUCGGAUCGUUCAUAAUCUUCAAUGGGUUCCUGGUCCCGCCGAACGUUGGUAUAGCCCAGGCCCUGUGGCUCAGAUCGGCUUUGGUCAUUGGUGGGAUUUGCUACGUACUCUGGUCCGGAGCCGUUCUAUGUUGGCCCGAUGCUUUCGGCUGGAACAUGGCAUCGUUGUUGCUCAACCUAGCUCACCUUCUGUACCUUAUCUACCUCGUGUACCCGACAAACUUUGAAGAAGAGAUUGAGAAGGUGUAUGAGACCCACUUUAAACCGUUCAAUAUUACCAAGAAGGAAUUUAAAAAGAUCUUAGACUGCGACGGAGAAAUUUAUGAGCUAGAUGCAACCGGACGGUACGCGAUGGAGAACAAAUCGAGAACAGAUAGACAGAUAGCCAUGCUUCUAACAGGAAGAAUGAUUGUUUCCGCUGGAGGCCAAUUUCUGCACUACAUCCAUCCUACGCAGUUCCUUGAUUCCCCUGAAUGGGAGGCGAGCAGCGAUGGAACAAAGAGUAAAUUUCAGGUGACGAUCACGGCAGACGUCGACUGCCGGUACAUCCAGUGGCGACGUCGUAAGCUUGAGAACUUCCUCCGCCGCGAGCCCUUCCUUCGAUCCGUCUUCGAGACGACCAUCGGGAAGGACAUCACCAAGAAGCUCUAUGGCAUCGACGAGCCCAUGGAACAACCCAUAACACCAGCACGCAUUGACAAGGAAGCCGUCGAAGCCAGCGAGAAUGAUGUCGCCCAAUCUUCCGGUGCUGACCCAGUCCUCGAGACGGGCGACAACGAUUCCCAGGAGCUUCUUCGACACAAAUGGGAGAGGGUAGUAUCGGAAGACGAUGACUCCAGCACCCAUCAGCACCCAGGCGGCCAGGUCAGGGAAGGAGCAGGGCUAGGAAGUGGAGGGCCGGGUGGACCAUUGCAGGGGCGUCUCAGCAUCCCUGCUAGCCAUGACGGCACGAGUUCCGACGUCAGCGUCAAGUCGGCCCGGUCGAUCGUCGAUAUACGGGCCAGUAUAGCUUCGGGGAGAGGGGCGGCGGACUUCGGGUCGAGGCGAUCGCAACGGUUAGGAAGUUCACCCGAUGCGCAGUCCGGAGGAGAUGGAUCAUGGUGGCCAUUCUUCUGAGGGUCUGUCGAGGAUCGUCACCUCUAGGUGACUCCAAAGUCUCUACCUUCAACAGUGUUGAAUUGAUCAACGUUUGAUCAGCGCGGGAGAACAUGGUCCGUCCGAUCCCUUGAAGACGCGGGAAAACCAAUGAACUACUCAAAACUUAGGAAAGUCAUGAUGCCAUAUCCGUGGUUUCUUGUUCAGGGGACGCUGUCGACUUGGGCCAUCACUCUAAGGAGGUUCAACUGUAAACCUUUACCACUGUCACAGGGGGAAUGAUAGGAACAAGUCGGGUACUAUUGAAAUGUGCUAUUCUGUAAUAGAGGUUAAAUUGAGAGAGGCAAAUUCGGCAAGAGUAAAAAUGAAUCUGCCAAUUUUUACCUCAUGAGGCACUUGCAGUGUUAAAUCCCUUGCAUUUUCCUUUUACUUAUCGUUAGUGGGGGGGGGGGGGGGGGAUGCUGGCCCCCAAACGUAAAGGAAAAAAAGGGUUAACAAAUAUAUGUCAAAAUCUAACCCAAUUUCUUUUAUCAUGUUUACAAAAAGAAGAUUUUUGUUGCUUCUCUCCUUCGCCACUUAUUAAAAAAAAUUGCCAUGACCCAUGUUGUGUCCCCUCAUUACACAACUGCUCCCCCCCCCCCCCUCGGAAGAAAUCUUGCGUUCAGCUUUAACAUGUCAUUAUUUUAUUGCAUUAAAGAAAGUGUGAUUAUAUAUAUGAAUGUUUGCAGUGAAAAAAAUCCUUUUCAGGCCGUUUGGUAAUGUUAAUCGGCAGUUUCUAAAGGGGAAAUCUGUCUUUUCAGAAUAUUUGUGUUUUGACUCCCACUCUGACAUUUUGUGAUGGCAUAAUAUUCCAGACACAUGAAAGCGAACAAUGCUUAUGGAGGCAUUCAUUAGACUAGUUGAAAUUAAAUUUAUUAUGGACGUAUUGCUGUUUAAUUAGUGGAUUAUAAUCAUUUGUAUUAUAGAGAUAUGAUUUUUAUCAACUUGCAGAUAUUACUCAAGUCUUAUAUAAAUAGAUUAGACAUGAAAUAAAGUUUAGUGUUAGUAUAUACAUAGCACAGGAUCGAAUUGAGGAGAGUUGUAUUACAAUUGAAUGAUGAAAAAUGAUGAAAAUUAAGAUAUGUUGGUAUAUAUUCCUACAAUUAUUACAUUCAGUAUUUAAUAACAAAUACAUAAUGUUUUGGUGCUGCAGUGGUACUAUGUGGUGUACAGUGUAUAUAAUGUUUUACACUUGUUUGUUACCUUCAAAAAUUAUUUUUACAAAAAGGCAAUUAUCAGCCUAACUUUGCCUUAAUGGUGCACAAUAAUGUAUUAUCAAAGUUUAUGACAUUUCAUUACUUCCACAAUUAGAAAAUGAGCUUUGCACUUAGUAUACUUUAUCAAAUAUUCACAUAAGAAUUUGUAUGAUAUUGAAAAUGUAUAAAUUCAUUUGAUCCAUAUAGAAAAAAGUCCAGUGAUUUACAAAGUUGAAAACUGUGCAAAUGGAUGAAAGUAGUUUGUUUCCAAGCAACUUUCCCCUAUGAUUGUAUUGUUAUCUCAGUUGAUAAUGGAAAAAAGUUGUUUUCCCCCAGAUGAAUAAAAUAACCUGUACAAAUGUGAUUUGUAUGCGUUGACAAAAUCAUGUCCAUAUUCAUUCAAUAUUGCACAGACUUUGAAACUAAUCAUUCAGAGGUCGUUAGGUUUUUAAGGAAAGUAUUUACUGUUGCAAGGUAGAGUAAAAUUUCAAGAAGUACGUUUCAAUCAUUUUGCAUUUCAUCACCAAGUGCCUAAAUCUAAAUGCAUUGCUUGUACACGGCUUUUUAUAAAUCAUUAUUUAUAAAUAGAAGUCCGUCGAUUAGUACCUUUUACUAAUUGCAUCUGAUUGACAUUUAGAGAGCUCCUUGCAGGAUCAAUGAGCCUUUGAAUCCACUUUUAAAGAUCAGUUACUUCUUAUAUGAUAUAUAUUGUCGGUAGGUCUGUAUAGCAUGAAUUCUUAAACAUUAUCAAAGAUUUUAAAAUGAAUCACAAAAACAAUAUUUUGUUUUGAUUGCACCAUUUAGUGGAAUUGGUUCUUUUUGGACAGGAUUGAGCUACUUCUAUGUAUAUCUAAGGCGAUUUGAAGUAAAUGACAUUGUUUUUUUUUUUGAGUACUUGUGUUUAUUUCAUUUUAUUCUUUCACUCUCAUCCCUAGCAUCCUUUACCCACAAAUGUUGAUGUUCUUUCUUAUACGACAGUCACAUUUCCCCAACGGAAACAGCCGUUUUAAUCAUUUUUAUUCAAACCAUCUAUAUGUAGCUGGUUCAAAAAAUGUUAAAAUGGCCGUUUUCAACUCGCCGUACAGCCGCUGUAAGCAAAAUGUGACCAAGGUAUUAUAAACAUGUAUCUUCUCUCAGCACCAAGGACCCAUACCCUUUUCUCUCUCUUUUUAUCACUUUCUUUUGCUUGUACACUUGAAAAUGUACCCUGACCCAGUCCUUGCUCAUUUAAACACUUCUACAACAGUUUCAAUAGGCAACACCGGUUUACCAAUGGGAGAAGCAGGGUUGGGAUCAGCCCUUAUUUUUCAUGUCCAAGAAGAAAGGGAGAAAAAGAAAGAAAAACAAGGCAAAAUGGGCAAAACAUGAUAUUUUCUGAACUUUUAUGUCAAAAUUAAAAAUUACUUUAUUACAAAAUUAGAUAUUUUUAUUGAAAAGGUGACAAGAUAAUUUUGAUUUAAUUAUGUCUCAUGCAAAGUCAUGUUAUGUAGCAUAUAUUUCAUAAUUGAAGGUGUAAAAUAAUAUUCAUUCUCCAUUUUGGGGAUAUAUUGUUUAACAAUUUAGCAGAUUAUAGAAUAUUGAAUAAGAUUUUAAUGAUUGAUCUAUGACUUAACAUAAUACAAAUGGCAGCCCAGAAGAUUUAUGCAUACACUCUAUUUUUCUAUUUUUCAAAUACACCAAGUUGUAAAUUAGACCAUUAUGCCCAAUGUGCCCCUCUCCGGAGUGGAGUGCCUCGACUGUGAAUUUAAUAGUUGCCAAGAGUAUAUAAGAGACGAUGCAUUGCCGAGGUAGCAUUUAUAACAGCCCCCAAACUGAUUGACCGAUUUCCCUACUUGAUCCAUUUAAAUACAAUGUUCCAUUUAUUCUACUCCCCAUUACCUUGACUUCCCAAUCUUCUUGGUUAUUCUUCCCUUUGUCCCUCCAUCUGUCAUGCUCUCUCCCAUAACCCUCAAACUAUCCAUUUGAUACCACACCCCCUAUUUCAACCCUACAUUGCUACAUCCAUUAAUUAUUUACCCUCUGUAGCUUCCUCCCUUCCAAUAGUGCCAAAUCUCUCUGUUACACCAAUCUCCUUCACACCCUUAAUUCACAAAUUCACCAUGACAGAUGUGUUCUAGAUUCCUUUGGUUUUUUUUUCUUCGAGUAAAAGUUUGCAAGAAAAGUAUCAAUUU
Lytechinus pictus (painted urchin) is the source of this 4585-nucleotide messenger RNA. RefSeq names its product popeye domain-containing protein 3-like. Lineage: Eukaryota; Metazoa; Echinodermata; Echinoidea; Temnopleuroida; Toxopneustidae. The record is from RefSeq and is a predicted model, not a curated record. Bases 1 to 1200 code for a protein of 399 amino acids. Gene Ontology annotation, molecular function: cAMP binding. The transcript has 4 exons. Gene Ontology annotation, cellular component: sarcolemma. Gene Ontology annotation, biological process: regulation of membrane potential; striated muscle cell differentiation; heart development.